This is a messenger RNA of Contarinia nasturtii (swede midge), 4685 nucleotides long. It is a transcript of the gene Appl, whose product is annotated as amyloid-beta-like protein. The transcript is spliced from 9 exons. Gene Ontology annotation, biological process: axonogenesis; central nervous system development. The record is from RefSeq and is a predicted model, not a curated record. The annotation marks the transcript as partial. Gene Ontology annotation, molecular function: transition metal ion binding. NCBI's taxonomy places the organism in Eukaryota, Metazoa, Arthropoda, Insecta, Diptera, Cecidomyiidae. Gene Ontology annotation, cellular component: membrane; neuronal cell body; neuron projection.
CAUGGAAUCAAACUGGUGCCGCUGCUUGCCAAGAUCGUGGAAUGCAAAUGCGUAGUUUUGCUAUGCUAUUGCCAUGUGGAAUUUCAUUGUUCUCGGGUGUUGAAUUUGUUUGCUGUCCAAAACAUUUUAAAGAAUCGAUGAAAGUGAAAAAGACUGAUUUACCGGUUAUGCCACCAGAAGAUAUUUUGCCAUCUUUAGACGAUGAAGCUGAUGACAUAGAUGAUGACACUGAUGAAGAUGAUAUCGAAAGCGAUGAAGAUAUGUUGGCAGAUGAAGGUUCCGAUAACGACGACGAAUAUGAUGAAGAUAUCGAUGAAAGUGAACAAGAAGACGAGGAAACUUGGAAUAAGUUAUCGACACCACACUUCAAAAAUGGCAUUGAAUUCGUUUCUUCUACAAGCACAACACCAAAAACUACAGAUUCAGCAUCAAGUACCCCAUCUUUGAUUGAUCCUUACUUCACUCACUUUGACCCGCGAUCAGAACAUCAAAGUUACAAGGAGGCCCAACAACGUUUGGAGGAAAUGCAUCGUGAAAAAGUAACACGUGUUAUGAAAGAUUGGUCUGAUUUGGAAGAAAAAUAUCAGGACAUGCGGUUGGCUGACCCAAAAGCUGCACAAAGUUUCAAACAAAGGAUGACAGCUCGCUUCCAGACUUCUGUACAGGCACUUGAAGAGGAAGGCAAUGCUGAAAAACAUCAAUUGGCUGCAAUGCAUCAACAACGUGUUUUGGCUCAUAUCAAUCAGCGCAAGCGUGAGGCAAUGACCUGCUAUACUCAAGCUUUAACCGAACAAAUGCCGAAUGCUCAUCGAGUUGAAAAAUGUUUGCAAAAACUACUUCGCGCUUUGCAUAAGGAUCGUGCUCAUGCUUUGGCUCAUUAUCGUCAUUUGUUAAGUGCGGGUGGAAAUGGUGGUUUAGAAGCAGCCGCAUCGGAGCGUCCACGAACAUUGGAGCGUCUUGUUGAUAUUGACCGUGCGGUGAAUCAAUCGAUGGCCAUGCUUAAGCGUUAUCCAGAACUUUCGUCGAAAUUAUCACAACUGAUGUUGGAUUAUGUUCAGGCUUUACGUUCAAAAGAUGAUACACCUGGAUCAAUGUUAGGUAUGACAGAAGAAGAAGAGGCAGCUAUUUUAGAUAAAUAUCGAAUCGAAAUUGAACGUAAAAUCAAUGAAAAAGAACGCCAACGCAUCGCUGAAAAACAACGUAAAGAACAGCGUGCUGCUGAAAGAGAAAAGCUUCGAGAAGAAAAACUACGAUUGGAAGCUAAAAAAUUAGAAGAGAUGGUAAAACAACAAGAAAAGCAAGAAAGCAGCAGCAUUACUGAUAUUGAAGACGAUACAACCAAAGAUUUUACCGAUGACAUCUCAGUACAAUCAUCACCGACACCAUUGCCAACAGUCGAUGAUUCCGCCGUUCAACGUGCUGUCGAAGAAGUAGCUGCCGCUGUCGCUCACCAGGAAGUUGAACCACGCAUGCAGCACAUCCUUCAGCAUGAUCUGGGACAUGGUGAAGCUGGUUUUUCUGUGCGUCGUGAGUUUUAUGGGCCAGUUGGACACGAUGGACGUAAUGUUUAUUUCACACUAGCAUUUGCUGGUAUUGCUUUGAUGGCAGCCGUUUUUGUUGGUGUUGCUAUUACUAAAUACCGUGCAUCAAGACAUCCUCACGCACAAGGUUUCGUUGAAGUUGAUCAAGCAAUUGGAGCUCCAGUUACACCAGAAGAAAAGCACGUAGCCAACAUGCAAAUCAACGGUUAUGAAAAUCCAACGUACAAAUAUUUUGAAGUAAAAGAGUAAAUACCUUUUACACACACACACACACACACACAUACACUCACCUUACCCUGAAUAAGAAUAUUGCGACACUUUUUGAUUUCCAAAACACCGAAGAUGUAAACACAUACAUAAAUUGAUUGAAAUAGAUUUGAAUUUUACACGUAGCUAACAUUUUUUCAAUCAAAAGCAAAAACACAUUUGAAAUAAAAAAAAAAACAGAUAGAGCAUUUAAUAAAUUUACAAAACUAAAUAAAUAAUGUUAUUUGAGCGAUGAUGAAAGAUAAAUAGCACUUACAACAUAUAUGUGAAAGCCCAUCAGUUAAAAAGAGCUGAAAAUAAUAACAAAGAAGCUAGUAGCAGUAAUAAUAGUAACAAUAAAAUUAAUUGCGUAAAUUUAUAUAGUCAAGUAUUUAUAUAUACAAAAAUCUAUUUAUUAUUAUGUGUAAAUUUAGAGUGCUAGAAGAUUUGGUUUGAUUAUUAUCAUUAUACCUCAGUCGUCUUCUAAGUAAUAUUUCUUUACGCAACAUUAAAACUUGAACAUUUCCUUGAUUUGUGUAGUUGGGAUUAACCAUUGCUAAGAAAAAUGCUGAUCCAUAGCUCAAACCUAAUGUCUGAUUUUAUUCAUUCUUUGAUCUUUGUCUCUCGGAAUGAACAAAUCAAAUAAUGAAUUUUUGAAUUUGUGAGAGACCACCCAUAUGAAAUCUCAACGCUAUGCGCGUCAAAUCGACGUUAUUCGACGCUAUUCCAUGUGUAUAUAGAAUUGUACAUUAUGUUUUACAGUGCUGUGCAAGCAUGCGGCCUUAUACACAGUAACACACGAACUCCGUUUAUGUGCGCGCGUUGCCUGUUAUGUUUUGUGUAUUGAAUUGCGACUCAAUCACAGUAGACGGCGCAAGCACUGUAAAACAUAAUGUACAAUUUCAUAUAUACACAUAGAAUAGCGUCGAAUAACGUCGAUUUGACGCGCAUAGCGUUAAGGUUUCAUAUGGGCAAAUAGAAAAUUAGAACGUCAACUUCAGAAGCAAUGGCUAUAGUUGAAUACAAGUCCAAGCAAUAAGUGUUUAUUAGCUGCCACGAUUAACAAUUUAAAUGUGAAAUUGUCAAUAUGAUUUUAUUUUCAGCUUAUUAGUUAGGGUUAAGCAUAAAUAGAUUAUUGGGUGUGUGCAUUAAUUUUAAAGGAUUUUAGUGUUCAAAGAUACAUUUUUUCCAAAACUAAAUGAAUGAGUACAUUAACCAUGUAUUGGCCAUCGUUAGCUAUGACUUCCGCCCAUCUUCUUGAUAGCUUGUCGAUAUCGCGUCGAAAGAAUUCCUCAUCUUUUGAAGCUAUCCAUUGAUCGACUCAUUUUCGCACUUUCUCAGCAUUUCGAAACGAUAUCUCGGACAAGCCCAUUUGCAUCGAUUGGAACAAGUGGUAAUCAGAAGGAGCAAGGUCUGGAGAGUACGCCGGUUGAUUAAGCCGAUCCCAACCGAAGUCUUCUAUCUUUUUUUACAAUGUUUGAAAUAUGUCAAAUUUUGAAAAAUCCUUCGACUAUUUCUUGUCGCAGUUUUUUUCCAUUUUUUUCUCAGUACUCUGCUCAAACGUAUUGGUUGUAGUCAAUAUCGAUCCCCCAUAACAGUUUCACCCGGUUUCAGCAGCUCAUUAUACACCACACCACUUUAACCCCACCAAAUAAUGAGCAUUACCGAGAAAUCAUCAAAAUCCUGCUAUGCUGUCAAUUUUGAUGAUUGUGUGAAAUUGAACCAUUAUUUUUAUGCCUAAGGUAAUCGCAGCAGAUGCCCACUUCACUUCCAGUUACAAUACGAUACAAAAAUUCAUGUAUUUCCUAUUUUUGGGAACAUUGUGACAAAAUGUGAAAAAACGUGUUGCAAUGACUUUUGGCUUCAGUUCGUGUGGCACACAAUUUCUUUGGUCUUACCUCAUUAUAAAUGUCUUAAAACGAUUGAUUCGCAUAUUUUUAAUGCUUCUGAUGUUUUCUGAUGCAUUUUCAUGCAUCUUUAUCGAAUAAAAAACGCAAAUAGCCCGUCAUUCAAUUUUUUUUGGUGAGUUCGCAGUUUUUCAACAAAUUCACCACUUCUUUUUCACCAAGUGAAAAAAUUGAACCAAAAGAGGGCCAGUGAGAAAAACACGUUUUCAUCACUCAUUUUGAAUCGAUCAGAAAAUGAUGACACUGUGUCAAAAAUAAAUCUUUCUGCUCUGAAUUAGAUUGACAAAUGUCACAUCUACAAAAUGCAAAUGGAUUCACCUGUUAGUAACAAGGUGGUAGUAAGCUACACACUAUUUUAAGUUACGCCAUCUCUUAUCAAUCCCUUGUUGUUUAACAAAAAGAGUGGGCUCAUCACUCCUUUUUCACUGAUGGAUCAGUCAGAGAAACAGGCAGUGGCUGUGGGUUCUACUGUGAAACAGAGAACAUUAUUCACUCAAUUCCCCUGGGACGGAUAACAACAGUCAAACAGGCCGAAAUAGCUGGAAUUUUUCAUUGUGCAAACAAAAUAAUGGAGGGCACUGUGGAGGGUAACAUUGCAAUCUUCACUGAUAGCCUAGGUGCUAUAUCGGAUCUUCAAAGAUUCAAGGUGGAGAGUAGCUUGGUUAUGAACUGCUACAGAGCACUACAAUGUAUUGCCGAAACAAACACUCUUAGAGUUGUUUGGAUCAGGUCGCAUAUUGGUAUAAGGGGGCACGACCUUGCAGAUGAGGCCGCUAAAACAGCAUCCCUUAGUGCACUGGAAGGCCCCGAACCAUUUCUACCAAUAGAUUAUUCACGGGUCAGGGGCACUGUUGCAACCUGGCUCAAAAAUAAAACUUGCCUCUAUUGGCGGGGUACUUUUACAUGUGAACAAACGAAACAUUUCGUGCAGUCCCCAUGUCCCAGACUUACACAGAGAAAAAAAAUUUGGUAAAUGUAAAGGGUAAUUUGU